Fonsecaea multimorphosa CBS 102226 is the source of this 2157-nucleotide messenger RNA. RefSeq lists its product as uncharacterized. Gene Ontology annotation, molecular function: DNA-binding transcription activator activity, RNA polymerase II-specific; RNA polymerase II cis-regulatory region sequence-specific DNA binding; zinc ion binding. Gene Ontology annotation, cellular component: nucleus. NCBI's taxonomy places the organism in Eukaryota, Fungi, Ascomycota, Eurotiomycetes, Chaetothyriales, Herpotrichiellaceae. The transcript has 2 exons. Gene Ontology annotation, biological process: regulation of transcription by RNA polymerase II; DNA-templated transcription. The record is from RefSeq and is a predicted model, not a curated record. The coding region runs from base 1 to 2157 and encodes 718 amino acids.
AUGCAACACCAAGAAGGUGAAGUACAGAGCCCAGCACCUGCAGUAAAAGUCAAGAAGCGACGGCGCCCAGCUCUUUCCUGUCUACCGUGUCAUCGCAGGAAGUUAAAAUGUGGUCGUGAAUUUCCCGCUUGUGAGCGAUGCAGAAAGAGUGGCCGCCCCGAGGACUGCGUUUAUCCUGAGCACACGGUUCAAACGCGCGUGGCGGUUAGAAAGCCUCCAGGACCGGCCAGCUCUGUCGGCAACUUGACAGAUACAGCCACCGACGACGGUCUGUCUACUCGGUGUCAAACCACGGGAACGAAGACAGCCCAGCCACUACUUGAGCAAUCGUGUCAUAGACGGGUGCGAGAAGAAGCAGAUCAGACGGAGAGUCAAGAGAUGAUCAUCUACAAAGGCGAGGGUCUUCUCACCAGGUUCUAUGGGCACACUUACCACCGUAAUUUGUAUCAGCAGUUUGAUCAGCUUCGUCCCUACAUACAGCGCCUAAAAGCACAGUGCCCAAGCAUCAACAGGCUCCGAGACGAGAUCCAAGUCUUAAAGAUCAAUGCGCAUAACUCGAAAAGUCAAUUCGGUGGCGGUAUGAACGUGGUAUGCGACUCUGAUCUAAAGAGUCUCAUCCCCAGUCGGGAAGUGGCAGAUGAGUUGAUCAACGUGUACGUGACUCGCUUUGAAGCCACCCAUCGCAUUUUCCACAUUCCAACUUUCCUCGACGAGUACAAAAAGUACUGGACCAGCCCAGAAACAACACGGGCGGCCUCAGUCAUUCACUUCCUACUCGCAAUGGCCACGGCGCUGAGUUGCCGCGAGAUCCUGAGCUGCGAUCCCAAAGUCGGGGACAAAAUUGUCAUCACGCGCGAGACCGCCACAACGUGGAUCCAGGGGUGCGAAUCGUGGAUCUCGAUCAACACUGUGAGACCGCCAUAUCGCCAUCUGACCAUGCUAGCAACCAAUUGUCUGCUGGUCAUCGCCAAGCGCGCAAACCACAUCCAAGCAAAUGAAACCUGGAUCACGACGGGGGCGCUGGUGAGAUCGGCCAUGGCGGCAGGAUACCACAGAGAGGCGGACAGUCGCGCCCACAUGUCUGUUUUCCAUCGAGAAAUGCGCCGUCGACUGUGGGCGACCGUGGUCGAACUGGAUCUCCAAGCGGCCAUGGAACGGGGAAUGCCGCCCAGCCUGCGAGAGGAAGAUUUCAACUCACGCCCACCGUUGAACAUCACUGACGAUGCCAUUGACGAGUCGUCAGGGGAGACUCCAGCGACAGCUCCCCUUGAGACUCUCACAGACACUUCUUUCCAAGCCAUUGCUUAUCGCUCUUUAGGCCUGCGACUGCGGAUAUGCGCUCUGAUUAACAACAGCCAUGUGCAGACGGAGGAAUCCCUGUUCGACGAGGCACUAUUGAUGGAUGAGGAGAUUAUGAAAGCACUGAUGGCAGUUCCAGCAACCUGGGGGGCUGGUGCAGCGGCCACCGCCACGGACAAAUGGCCAGCUCAGAAACCUCUUUUCAUUAGGACCAUGUUGGACAUGUUACUUCGACAGCAGGUGAUCUUGCUUCAUAUGCCCUUUGCUAACCGAAGCGAACCGGUCCCCAAAUUUGGCCACUCACGACGAGCGAGGCUGGAGGCAGCGACACACGUCCUCGGUCAAUUUCGAAUGCUCGUGGACCACGGCAUGCUCCCGCGAUCAGGCUGUGACAAUUGCCAGUUCCAGGCUGCCAUGGCCAUCUGCCAUGAGUUGUACCUGAGGAGUGGGGUUUUUGGUGAGCCAAGCCCGUCUUCACCCUUUGUAGAUCUUGUUGUUGGCAUUGAGUCCGUCUCAAGAACAAUACUCAUCAGGUUCGUGUUCGUUCAAGGGUCUGUCGCAACAUUCCACGCCGGCUCUGGCCUUGCCGAGUGCUACAUUUCCAUGGCCGAAGGUGUCCUGUCCAUGAUGGAGAGCCGCAUCACCAUUCUGGCAAAGGGGCUCAACGAGUACUAUCUCCUCACCAUGGUUCUUGGCCUGGUCAAGUCUCGAUUGUGGACGGAACGCGCCUCGUCUUUCGGCGCAGAGGCAGUCGAAAGGAUCACAAGGAUCAUGAUAAUCCUUGGGUCAAUACGCAAAUCGAUCUGGAGCGACGCUCCUCCACACGGUGCCGGAGGUGACGGCCUCCAUUCCGAGUAG